Molecule: messenger RNA, 5036 nt
Organism: Medicago truncatula (barrel medic)
Lineage: Eukaryota; Viridiplantae; Streptophyta; Magnoliopsida; Fabales; Fabaceae
Product: ABC transporter C family member 10
Exons: 12
Coding region: 285-4712 (1475 amino acids)
Biological process (GO): transmembrane transport
Cellular component (GO): membrane
Molecular function (GO): ABC-type transporter activity; ATP hydrolysis activity; ATP binding
Source: RefSeq, a predicted model, not a curated record
UUUUCUUUUCAGACACGCAUAAUGUGUUGUAUUCCCAAUGAGAAUUAAACUAUAUUAAGGGUCUUGUGUAUCAUUCAACUUUUCUAUUCCAUUUUCUUUCUAAAUUAACCAAAAUGUUCUUUUAGAGCAUCAUUGAAAUGAUGAAAAAUAACAUAGUUCAUGCACUUGUUGGUUGUUUCCAUAUGAUGUUUCCAACAAUAUUCAUAUAGUACUCUUUCUUGAAGUACACAAAGUGAUCAAUAGUUCAAAUUCCAAGAUUUUGAGCAACAAAGUAAAGCUAAAAGAUGGAAAACUUUUGGAGCAUGAUUUGUGGAGACUGUGGUAAUGUUGAUAAUGAAGGAAAACCUUUCUGUUAUGAUUUAGCACUUUUGAAAGAUCCUUCUUCAUGCAUCAACCAUGUGUUGGUCUUUUCAUUUGAUGUGAUAGUCCUUACCAUGUUGAUAUUUAUCAUGAUCCUGAAGUCUUCCUCGAGACCUUUUCGAAGUCUAGUACGAUAUUCAAACUUGCAGUUAGUUUCUGCCAUAAUCAAUGGCUUUCUAGGGUUGUUGCAUUUAUCCUUAGGAGUUUGGAUUUUAGAGGAGAAGUUAAGGAAAAACCAUGAAGUCUUUCCUCUUAAUUGGUGGUUGCUAGAACUCUUUCAUGGACUCACAUGGUUGUCGAUAAGUUUAUCUAUAAGUCUUCGGAUAAAACAACUCUCAAGAGCAUGGUUGUGGAUGUUUUCUGUUCUCGUAUUCUUUGUUUCCGGUAUAUUAUGUGCUUUAUCGAUAUCUUAUGCAAUUGGAAGCAAAGAAUUGUCACUCAAGGUAGGUUUAGAUGUUAUAUCAUUUGUAGGAGCAAUUUUGUUGCUUUUAUGCACAUACCAAACAUGUAAACGCAAAGAUGUUGAAACGGAAAUCGAUGAUAGUCUUCGUGCGCCUUUAAUAGGCCAAUUCGAUGAAAUUAAUCCUGUUAGCCAUGUUACUCCAUUUGGCAAUGCUGGAUUCUUGAGUAAGAUUUGGUUUUGGUGGUUAAAUACAUUGAUGAAAACAGGUCAAACGAAAACACUUCAAGAUGAGGAUAUCCCGAAAUUAAGAGAGUCUGACCGAGCAGAAAUUUGUUAUUCGUCAUUUCUGGAACAGUUAAACAAACAAAGACAAUGUGAGUCGUCAUAUCAAUCAUCGGUUUUAUGGACCAUCUUUUUGUGCCAUUGGAGAGAGAUUUUGGUAACCGGAUUCUUUGCGUUGUUUAAGGUACUCGCUCUAUCUUCUACUCCUCUACUUCUUAAUGCCUUCAUAUUGGUUGCCGAGGGUAACGAAAGUUUCAAAUAUGAAGGUUAUGUAUUGGCCGUUUCACUCUUUGUUAUAAAAAUCAUAGAAUCCCUAUCACAAAGACAAUGGUAUUUCCACACUAGACUUGUUGGGAUGAAAGUUAGAUCACUACUUAAUGCAGCCAUUUAUAAGAAAAUAUUACGGCUAUCGAAUUCUGCUAGGUUGAUUCACUCUGGUGGUGAGAUAAUGAAUUACAUGAUCGUAGAUGCUUAUAGAAUCGGAGAAUUUCCAUUCUGGUUUCACCAGACAUGGACAACAAUUCUCCAAUUGUGUAUUGCAUUAGUAAUUCUUUUCCGCACAAUUGGACUAGCAACGCUUGCAUCAUUGGCGGUGAUAGUUCUCACUGUGAUUUGCAAUUAUCCACUAGCAAAGUUACAACACAAGUAUCAGAGCAAACUUAUGGUGGCACAAGAUGAGAGAUUAAAGGCUAGUUCGGAGGCUCUUGUGAAUAUGAAAGUGUUGAAGUUGUAUGCGUGGGAAAAUCAUUUUAAAAAUGUUGUCGAUUUUUUAAGAAAUGCGGAACUGAAAAUGUUAUAUGCAGUGCAAUUAAGACGAACAUAUAACGUCUUUCUCUUUUGGACCUCGCCGAUGUUGGUGUCUACUGCUUCUUUUCUAGCAUGUUACUUCUUGGAUAUUCCUUUACAUGCAAGUAAUGUUUUCACUUUUGUGGCAACUGUGCGCCUUGUUCAAGAGCCAAUUACAAGUAUUCCAGAUGUCAUUGCGGUGAUCAUUCAGGCAAAAGUUGCAUUUGCUCGAAUUGUUACUUUCCUUGAUGCACCAGAACUGCAGAGUGAAAAUUUGAAGAACGAGUGCUUUGAUGACAACCUCAAAGGAUCAAUUUCAAUAAAAUCUGCUAACUUUUCAUGGGAAGGUAAUGCAUCAAAGCCAACCCUGCGGAACAUAAAUUUAGAGGUUAAGCACGGCCAAAAAGUGGCUAUCUGUGGAGAAGUUGGCUCCGGCAAAUCAACCCUCUUAGCAACAAUUCUUGGAGAAGUUACCAAAAUAAAAGGAAUCGUUGAUGUUUACGGGAGGUUUGCAUAUGUUUCUCAAACACCAUGGAUACAAACAGGUACAAUACGGGAAAACAUUUUGUUUGGAUCUGAAUUGGAUGAUCAAAGAUAUCAAGAAACACUUCAAAGGUCUUCAUUGAAAAAGGACUUUGAGUUGCUUCCCUAUGGCGACCUCACUGAAAUAGGUGAAAGAGGAGUUAAUUUAAGUGGAGGUCAAAAACAGCGAAUUCAACUAGCUCGUGCUCUUUAUCAGAAUGCUGACAUAUAUCUAUUGGAUGAUCCAUUUAGCGCUGUUGAUGCACAUACUGCAAAAAAUUUGUUUGAUGAAUAUAUCAUGGAAGGACUCAAAGGGAAAACAGUCUUACUUGUGACUCAUCAAGUCGACUUCCUCCCUGCGUUUGAUUCUGUUUUGUUGAUGUCAGAGGGGGUAAUCCAGCAAGCUGGUCCAUAUCACCAGCUAUUAACCUCAAGCCAAGAAUUCCAGGACCUCGUCAAUGCUCACAAGGAGACUGCUGGUUCUAACGAGCUUGUGGAUGUUACUUUUUCUCAGAGACAUUCAUCUUCAAGAAAGGCUACACAAGAUUCCGUGGAACAGCAGUUUAAAGAAACCAAUGGAAAUCAAUUAAUUAAGCAAGAAGAAAGAGAGAAAGGAGACGCAGGGUUGAAGCCUUACUUACAAUAUUUGAAUGAGAUGAGAGGCUACAUAUUCUUCUCAUUGGCAUCCCUUUGUCACCUUCUCUUCGUUGUUUGUCAGAUAUUGCAAAACUCGUGGAUGGCUGCUAAAGUUGACGACCCCCUCAUCAGCACAUUGAAAUUGAUUUUAGUUUAUUUCCUAAUUGGUUCUUUUUCAGUAGUUUUCUUGUUCACUAGAAGUCUACUUGUAGUUUCUUUGGGUCAUCAAUCAUCAAAAAAUUUAUUUUCACAGUUGAUGAACUCCCUCUUUCGUGCACCGAUGUCAUUUUACGAUUCUACACCAUUGGGAAGGAUACUUAGUAGGGUCUCAUCUGAUCUGAGCAUUAUGGAUCUCGACCUUCCAUUUAGCCUCACGUUUGCAAUGGGAGGCACAAUCGUUUUUUGUUCUAGUCUGACAGUUUUGGCAGUCGUCUCAUGGCAAGUCUUGAUUGUGGCUAUACCAAUGGUUUGUGUUGCAAUUCGCAUGCAGAGAUACUACUUUGCCUUGGCAAAAGAACUAAUGCGGAUGAAUGGCACAACAAAAUCAUCAUUAGCUAAUCAUGUAGCUGAAACUGUUGCCGGAGCUGCAACAAUUAGGGCUUUUGAGGAGGAAGAUCGUUCUUUUGAGAAGAACCUUGAUCUAAUUGAUAAUAAUGCAAGUGCUUUUUUCCAUAGUUUUGCCUCGAAUGAGUGGUUGAUCCAACGGUUAGAAACAAUCAGUGCAGUUCUUCUCACUGCUGCAGCACUUUGCAUGGUUAUGCUUCCCCCUGGAACAUUCACCUCAGGAAUUAUCGGCAUGGCUCUAUCUUAUGGCCUUUCAUUAAACAAUUCCUUAGUAUUUUCAAUUCAAAAUCAAUGCACUGUUGCUAAUCACAUAAUAUCAGUAGAGAGGCUAAAACAAUACAUGCAUAUAGAAAGUGAGGCGAAAGAAAUAGUAGAAGAAAACCGUCCUCCUUCGUAUUGGCCAGUUGCCGGCAAAGUAGAAAUAAAUAAUUUGAAGAUACGAUACAGGUCUAAUGGACCACUUGUACUUCAUGGGAUCACAUGCACAUUUGAAGCAGGGCAUAAGAUUGGUAUCGUCGGAAGAACAGGCAGUGGGAAAUCCACUCUUAUCAGUGCUUUAUUUCGUCUUGUGGAACCAGCAGGAGGCAAAAUUAUAGUUGAUGGAAUAGACAUAUCAUCUAUUGGUCUUCAUGAUUUGAGGUCACGUUUUGGUAUUAUACCUCAGGAUCCUACCCUUUUUAAUGGGACAGUAAGAUAUAAUUUGGACCCUUUAUCUCAACACACUGAUCAAGAAAUAUGGGAGGUUCUCGGGAAGUGUCAGUUGCGAGAAGUUGUCCAAGGGAAAGAAGAGGGUUUAAACUCGUCAGUUGUUGAAGAUGGAUCAAACUGGAGCAUGGGACAAAGGCAGUUAUUCUGUUUGGGGCGUGCGCUUUUGAGGAGAAGUCGAAUAUUGGUGUUGGAUGAAGCAACUGCUUCGAUUGAUAAUUCUACUGAUCUUAUUCUCCAGAAAACCAUUAGGGCUGAGUUUGCAGAUUGUACAGUGAUCACAGUGGCACAUAGGAUACCAACUGUGAUGGAUUGCAGUAUGGUUCUUGCCAUAAGUGAUGGAAAAUUGGCGGAGUAUGACGAGCCAAAGAACUUGAUGAAGAGAGAAGAAUCGUUGUUCAGGAAGCUUGUCAAGGAAUACUGGUCUCAUUUUCAGUCUGCAGAAUCGCAUUGAUCUUUUUCUCUUGAACAAGCAAUAUAUCAAGAACGUAAGCACGUGACAGAGUGAGUGUGUAGAAAAAUCUAGAAUUAGGUAAGUAGGAGAAGAAUUCUGAAUUUUGUGGAAAUCGUUGGCGAGGCAGAGUGAAUGAGUCACUCCUUCCUUAGCAGUUUCUCUUAUUCUUUGUAUUGGUCCUUUCUUCAUUUGCAUGUUGCGAGGAGUACAUUUGGUUGAGUUUUAUUCCUAUAGUUUUGCAAUUGAAUAUUGUAAGAAGAUUACUUCUUCCGAUACCGAUCAGAUUUCAGUAUCAAUAUUAAUAUUAAUUCCGUUUCGUUGUUA